GGAGACGUACCGCUCGCCUUGUUACUGGCAAGCCGGUCCCGGAUCCAAGCACCUUUUAGGAGCGAAAUAAAAGAACAGGGGUAAGCAAAACCGAUUUGAGGAAAACAAGUCUUUUUGAACGGGUCCCUGGAUCUUCCUCGUUCGGAGAAGAACCACCACCUUGCUUUCCCUCCUCUACUUGGGGAGACGAUCCUUUACGCCCUCGCCCUCUACCGGCUCUACCGCGCGAUGAGGGUUUGCGAGCCCCUUCUUGAAGCCGUUUGAUUCAACUGAGGGCAGGAGGAAGGGAAAGAGGCAAACAAAGAAAAGAAAAUGUCUGCUCGGUCCCAGGUCACCAUUACUCUGGGCCGAAGCGGUCAGGUUGUCAAGAGAGAAAGGCCUACAUCUGAUGUUAGUCAUCCUGAUGACAUGCCAUCCUCAGGUGGUAAGCGGCCCAUACGGGAGAGGUUGGGAAGCAACAUGGACAAUUCAGAUUUGUAUGGCGGUCGGUACAAGAAUAAACGCCAACGAACAGAUAAUCAUAGUCUGAGCUUGGGUAAUGGUGAUCUGAAUGAUGGCAAGCAAAUUAGAUUCAAUCAUCGGGUUGGCCAAGAUGAUCUGCGAUUCAAACUUCUGAAUAAAAGUUUAUUGCACAGCAGAGAUGUUGACCUUCGUGAAAAGCUUUCACGGAACACCCAGAAUUCAUUGAGAUAUGAUGCAUAUCAACGUGUACCAGAUUCAAGGGCGUCUGACCCAGCAAGACGAAUUCCUCCUACAAGAAGUGCUGAUGAUUUGCUCCAUUUGGAUUCAGUGAGAAAUUCCUAUUCUUUGGAAGGGCUAAGACAUAGAUCUCCAGAUAGACUUAUAGGUGCUUCUAGGGGCAUGUCCACUCCCAGGAAUUAUGAUAAAUUACGUCCUGUUCCACCAGUAAGAUCUGUUGAUGCUUCAAGACCUUCAAGUUUCAUGACAAAAAAUGUAAUUGAUGCUCCAAGACCCAUGCCUUAUACGAGCAAAGCUACAGUUCCGGUAGAUGCUGCAAAACCUGUUGUUCGAGCUCCUCCACCAGGGGCCAUCGUACAGAGAAGCCCUUCUGUACCUGAAGAACCUCUUACUGUUUCAAGCUUGUUGCAUUCAUUGGGUCUGGAGAAAUAUGCUAUCCUCUUUCAGGUGGAGGAGGUGGACAUGACUGCACUGAGGCAGAUGGGAGAUAGUGACCUUAAAGAACUGGGAAUACCAAUGGGACCUAGGAAGAAGAUCCUCCUUGCUGUUUUAGCUCAUUCAAAACAACGGCAUCGAUAAAAGGGAUGGAUUUUGGAUUUUUACUUACUGCAAAAUUUUAAUGAUUUGUAAGCAUAUUAAACUGUGGGAUCUUGUAUAUCUUGAAAAACAAUGCUUAUUCUUAAGCUUACCCUUUUGAAUCCAAGGUUGACACUUAUUUAGUUUACAUUUUUGUUUCAAUGAAAUUAAGAGCCAUGUUACAGGAAACUCAUCACAUUCAUCCUUGUAGAACAAAUUAUGAAGGACUUCUGCAGUAGAGAAAGAAACUAGAAAAUUUGUCGACAGCCGUUGCUGGAUGGAGGAGGCCGGCUGCUACGUUUUCUGCCUCUGCAAUCUGGGAUUGUCCUUGUUGCUGGCAUCGCACAGCCUCCUGACGUCAUGCCACUCCAGUACGGCUUCAUCUCGUUGUCUGCCUCCUUCUCUACGGACAUGGAGCGAACUUGGCACACCACCACCGUUCUGCUGUUGUACUCCCCUUUUGGGUAGCUGUGUGCCUUGUAUGUUCGAUGUUCCAAGCAAAACACCUGUAGGGAAAAUAAAUAUAGAUCAAGAAAAACGACAUUGUUAAA
This is a messenger RNA of Elaeis guineensis (African oil palm), 1826 nucleotides long. RefSeq lists its product as uncharacterized. Lineage: Eukaryota; Viridiplantae; Streptophyta; Magnoliopsida; Arecales; Arecaceae. Gene Ontology annotation, molecular function: protein binding. The record is from RefSeq and is a predicted model, not a curated record.